AAAUUAGAAUAAACCAAACAAAUAAUUGUUUUCAUUGUCUCCCAAAAUCUUGAACAUACGCUCACCAAUAUUGACCCUUUUCCUCAAAAAUAAUAAAUUCAGCAACUCAUCUAUCAACAAUCAUAUCAUAUCUUCUCUAUCCCAAUUCCUGCCUGCUUCCAUCAUUCAUUUCGUUUCGUUUAUGUUCAAUUUCCAAUUUAGAAUUUAGAAUUGGGGUUUUUCUUUAAUGGGUGAAUCAACUCAAACGGCCGUUGACGGUGGCGAUGCAGAGAUCAACCUCAACAUCCGCUGCUCUAACGGCAACAAGUUCUCCGUUAGAUCGACUCUCCGAUCAACGGUCAGCGCUUUUAAAGAUCUUUUGGCCCACAACUGCGAUGUUCCGGCGAAUCAACAGCGCUUGAUUUAUAAAGGAAGGAUUUUGAAGGACGAUCAAACCCUAGAUAGUUAUGGCCUGCAGGCGGAUCACACAAUUCACAUGGUGCGCGGUUCUGCACCAGCACCAGCAACUAGUGCACCUGCUGCUGGAACUCCCUCUCAAGGUGCUGUAUCCAAUGAAGGAGUCGGGCUGGCUGGUGCUGGUGGCGGGGCUGGGGCACCGCCGUUUCCUGGGCCUGGUUUGGGUGGGCUCGGGGGAACUGGUGCACCGAACCUAUUUGGGUCGGGACUUCCUGAAUUUGAACAAGUUCAGCAGCAACUAUCUCAAAAUCCUAAUAUGAUGAGAGACAUGAUGAACAUGCCAGCGAUUCAAAACAUACUGAAUAAUCCGGAAAUCAUGCGUAGCAUGAUUAUGAGCAAUCCUCAGAUGCGUGAGAUCAUUGACCGUAACCCCGAGCUGGCUCAUAUUCUUAAUGACCCUGCAAUUCUUAGGCAGUCGCUUGAAACCGCGAGGAAUCCCGAGCUUAUGCGUGAGAUGAUGCGUAACACCGAUAGGGCUAUGAGCAAUAUUGAAUCGUCUCCUGAGGGUUUUAACAUGCUGAGACGGAUGUAUGAGAAUGUCCAAGAACCGUUUCUGAAUGCCACAACAACCGGUGGAAAUGAUUCUGCGGCUAACCCGUUUGCAGCUUUACUCGGUAAUCAGGGUACUGCUGCUGCUGCUAACACUCCUUCGGUAACGGGUUCUGAAACAACUCCAGGAUCUGCAGUUCCUAAUUCUAACCCACUUCCUAACCCGUGGGGUGGUACUACAGGUGCUGCCCCAACAAAUGCUGGUACCCGAGCACCAAACGUGUCCGGGUUAGGCGGUAUGGGUCUACCAGGGUUAGAUCGCGCGUCUAACAUGCCUGACAUGAGUCAGCUCAUGCAAAACCCGGCUAUAUCUCAGAUGAUGCAAAGCUUGCUUUCAAAUCCCCAAUAUAUGGAGCAGAUAGUGAACCAAAACCCUCAACUACGCAGUAUGUACGAUGCUAACCCUCAGUUAAGAGAAAUGAUGCAAAAUCCAGAAGUAAUGCGCCAGUUAACUUCACCACAGAUGAUGCAGCAAAUGAUGUCGUUGCAGCAGCUUCUACCUCAGCUUAACCAGCAGCAAUCCACUUUGGACCCUACCCAAACAGGUGCUGCUACGGGAGCACAAAAUAAUAUGGGGCUGGACAUGUUGAUGAAUAUGUUUGGUGGGCUUGGAGCUGGCGGUUUGGCUGUUCCAAAUGUGCCUGAUGUGCCACCGGAACAAUUAUAUGCAACACAACUAGCACAGCUUCAAGAAAUGGGGUUUUUUGAUACCCAAGAGAACAUCAGGGCGCUACGAGCUACAUCGGGCAACGUUCAUGCUGCUGUCGAGAGGCUUUUGGGUAACUUUGGCCCAUGAUGUCUCUUUUGAUCUCUAAAGAUAUAACCGGGCUUGUAAUAUGAUUCGGUUUUAAAGUAUUCUUUGUAGACAAAUGGAGGUCAUGUGGAUUUUCUUUUGGUGUUUUUUAUUGUACCAACAAAUUUCAUAGUUCAUUGCUGUUUUUUUAUGAUGUUCUUUUGAAAUACCUCCGUCUUGGGAGUGUCUA
Messenger RNA from Helianthus annuus (common sunflower), 1988 nucleotides. RefSeq names its product ubiquitin domain-containing protein DSK2a. Gene Ontology annotation, cellular component: cytosol. The record is from RefSeq and is a predicted model, not a curated record. The transcript has 8 exons. NCBI's taxonomy places the organism in Eukaryota, Viridiplantae, Streptophyta, Magnoliopsida, Asterales, Asteraceae. Gene Ontology annotation, molecular function: polyubiquitin modification-dependent protein binding. Gene Ontology annotation, biological process: ubiquitin-dependent protein catabolic process. The coding region runs from base 227 to 1801 and encodes 524 amino acids.